Brugia malayi is the source of this 1185-nucleotide messenger RNA. RefSeq lists its product as uncharacterized. Lineage: Eukaryota; Metazoa; Nematoda; Chromadorea; Rhabditida; Onchocercidae. Gene Ontology annotation, cellular component: cytoplasm. The transcript has 8 exons. The record is from RefSeq and is a predicted model, not a curated record. Bases 1 to 1185 code for a protein of 394 amino acids.
AUGAAUUUCAAUAAAAUUAGCGAAAGUGAUCGAUCAUUAAUUGAACAAUUACGUGAAGCAAUACGUGAAGAACUUUUAUUGGUACCAGCAUACGAUGAUGAUUUCAGCUUACUUCGAUGGAUUACUGGUUGGGAUCGAAAAAUCGAUUUGGUAGUACCAAAAAUUAAAUUUUCACUUCGUGCAAUAUCAGCACUUGGUCUUGACAAAGAAGAUUUUUCCACUCUCGAGAAAAUUUCAGCUUAUUGUGAUUCAAUCAGUGAACCAUUAAAGUAUAUACCAGGAUCUUUACUUGGUUAUGAUAAAGAACACAAUAUUAUUUCACUGCAGACAAUUGGUCACUUAGACGUACGUGGUUUAUUACCAUGCAUACGAAAUUCAGAUUUAUAUAUUUUGCGAAUUUCUGAAACUGAAGGUGUUAUGAGUUUGAUAAGAAAAAAUGAAAAAAUUCUAGGACGUCAACUUGGCACCGUUAUCAUAAUUGAUUUUGAUGAAAUUAGCAUUGAUAUGUUAUGGAUGCCUGCUAUUAAAAUGAUCACAACAAUGCUUUCACAAUUACAGGAAAUGUUUCCAGAUGUGAUACGUAAACUUUUUCUUAUCAAUACACCAACAUUUUUUCGAAUGUUAUGGAUGUUAGUGAAUCCGUGCCUUGCUAAACAUACCCAGGAAAAAAUUCAAAUACUUGGAGCUGAUUGGAAGGAAAAAUUGAAAGAAUGUAUCGAUGAGAAUGUUUUAUAUCAACAUUGGGGUGGUAUACGUGAAGCAGAAACACCAUUUGGGCAUAUUCGUAUGGGUGGAAAAGUUCCCGAAAAAUUUAGGUAUAAUCCAUCAAAUGAUAUUCCGGCAUCUAAAUUACAAAAGUUAAAAAUACCUGCGGGUACAUUAAAUGUUGUCCCAGUCAUUGUAAAAGAUUCUAAUCCAAAACAAAAAUUGUCAUGGUGGUGGAGAGUUGAAAGUGGUGACAUUGACUUUUCAAUUGUCAGAUCAAAUAAUUUAACAAAUUUAAAUGAUGAUAGUGAAGAUGAUGUUGUUAUUUGGCCAAGAUUUCGUCUUCAAACAUUAUAUGUACCAGAAAGUGGCAAAGUUUCAUGUGCUACACCUGGUACAUAUAAAUUGAUAUUUGACAAUAGAUACAGCAAGUUUUAUUAUAAAAUAAUCAAUUAUCAAUUCGAGAUAAUGGAAGAUUGA